Molecule: messenger RNA, 1396 nt
Organism: Zophobas morio
Lineage: Eukaryota; Metazoa; Arthropoda; Insecta; Coleoptera; Tenebrionidae
Exons: 15
Coding region: 4-1338 (444 amino acids)
Molecular function (GO): catalytic activity
Source: RefSeq, a predicted model, not a curated record
UUGAUGGCACGACCUUCUUAUUCCAAAUUUCAUCCCUAUAGCAUGAAGUUGCUUGCACAACUUAAUAGCUUGAGUCCUCGCGAUAUAGAGGUCCUUAACAUUCCGAUGCUUCUAAGAGACCAAGCCAAUUUUCAGUCGAUCCCUUAUGGGAUAACUCUGGCCCGACCGGCAUAUGCUGAAAGUUGGGAAGAUUUUCAUUUAAGGCCUUCCGUUCAACAGUCUGCCUUAAGUAGAGAUCGGCGUAACAUUGAAGUUUUUCACGUUUUUUUCCCGCUUAUUGGAAGUAUAUUAUACGAGUGGGUUUCCCCGGAGGAGGCGAGGAAAAACAAGCUGAUCGUUUACUUAAUAAGCGGCGCCGAGCAUAGUCUUUACCCUUCUCGUGGAAACUAUGACAAUUCCACUGAGAGCACGUCUAUCCUUCUCAAAAAGUUUAUUCAGACAAUUCACCCUGAUAUAGAAGUGGUCCCUUUGCAUUCUCCCAAGGGCAUUUUUAAGUACAAAGAGAACGUUGAUUUCGUUACUACUCUGGUCACGCCGUUGUUGUACGAGCACCGCCAGCGACUUGCCCAAGAGUAUGGAGAGUCCUGGAAAGAAAAAUUCGCCGUCUCGAUCUCGUUGAGUUCGGGCUCGCCUGCACGUCUCCUUGCAAUUGGUGCGUGCAUGAAACAGUUUUCUCCCAAAUUUAUUCAUAUGUGGCAGCCAAAAUCGUUUUUCCACUGUGGCGUGCUAAGAGAAGACGACGUAGAAACCCACGCGUUCAGUUUAGUGGAAGCCCAACCAGCAAUCACCGUAGACUCGCCCUCCCUAGACUCAAACAUUCGAAGAUUAGUUGAGCAAAUGACUCUUUAUAAAGCUGCGUGGUUUCAACAGCAAAAUUUGAAAGUUAACCAGCAAGGAGCGUUAGUAGAUGAAGGCGAACUGAUCGACUUCUGGCUGCGAAAAACGAGGAAACCUGUUUUGUGUGUGCUUAUGUGCCAAAAGCCCUGUAGCGCGCCGUUCUUUGUUCCCGGAAUCAACAUAGAGGUUAGCAUGCCCACCGGCACUCUCUGCUCUGAACGAAAUGCCAUUGGUACUGCGCUAACUCAGGACCCUUCUUUAACGCGGUACGAUUUCAAGAUGCUUGCUGUCCUGGGCUUAGGAGUAGGAAGUACUGUUGCACAACCCGUCUUCGCUCGUAGUUGUUACUCUAUUCCAGCUAAAUUUCUGGAACGUAAUCCACUGGGGCCGUGCGGCAGUUGUAUUGAGUGGUUAAAAAAAAUAGCAGAAGUCAAUCCGGACUUUAAAAUCAUCACUUUUACGGAUAGUUCAUGUACUAGUAUAUUUGUGAGAUCGUUAUAACUACGAAUGUUUGGCGCUUCAAGCAUAGUCUUUUUAAAAAAAUAAAUAGGACAAACCU